AAGAAGUGAAGCGCAUCCGCCGAGGCAGCAGCAUCGGAGUCGCACGGAUUUCCUCACUCGGAUUGCUUUCACAUACCAGGGCUCGCCCUCACCUAUGCGCUUUUCACAUGGGGAUGCAACUCCUCAACUGCUUGGAAUAUAUACGGCUCCUACAUUUACAUUCGCAAUAGCGGUCGACUCAAAUCAGAGAGCGCGCACCUCUGCGUAACGCACAGGCGGUGGAUUGUGAUGUGCGCAUUCGGUGGUGUAUUGGAGGUGAAAGGAAGGAUUGGAUCAGACAGGAUUUGAUAAGGACCCGUAAAAGGGGGAGCAGCUUAGUUUAUAACCCCUGCGACUGGACACCUUCUGGUUUUACGCAUCAUUUCUACUCUCGAGAUCGAGUGCGCGAGAGCCUGUACUAUUGCAUAUCAUGUCAUUUCUCUUUGACUGAUCGCAGCAUCCAAGAGGAACCUAAAGAUUGCGAUGCCAGGACAGUGAGAAGGUGGAUCUCAGUUGUUCGGUAGCAUGGCUCCGUCCCGGAGGUACUGCAGAUGUGACAUGAUCUUUCUGUCGGGAUGCCUACUCCUGUCCGUCUUGGGAUUUCAUCCUGCAUUGGCUAAGGUCUGCAAUGAUUACACAAGGCACGGCCUGGACAACAACUGGUACACGAGGGAUGGUGAGAAGUUGCCCAUCAUGGUCCUGAUGCCGAUGAAUGAAUCAGCGCUGAUGAGCAGCAUCAGUCAAGGCAUCGAGCCGGCCGUUCAGCUGGCCAUCCAGCACAUCCGCGAGUCCAGGCAGUACUCCUUCUCGCUCAUCACCAAAAUCUACGACACGGAGUGUGACAACGCAAAGGGAUUGCGGGCCUUCUUUGAUGCAAUCUGCUAUGGUCCGAAACAUUUGAUGAUCUUUGGGGGAGUGUGUCCAUCAGUGACUUCGAUCAUCGCUGAAUCGUUGGAGGGGUGGAACCUCGUGCAGCUUUCUUUUGCGGCCACAACCCCUGUCCUGGCAGACAGGAAAAAGUAUCCAAAUUUCUUCAGGACCGUCCCAUCAGACAAUGCUGUGAACCCCGCUGUGGUGAAGUUUCUCAACUUUUACAAUUGGAGCAGAGUGGGAACCCUGACCCAGGAUGUCCAGCGCUUUUCUGAGGUGCGGAAUGAUUUGACCAAUGAGCUGGAGAAGGCAGACAUCCAGAUUGCAGACACUGAGAGUUUCUCUAAUGAUCCCUGUGUGAAUGUGAAGAAACUAAAGGAUAAUGAUGUUCGGAUCAUCAUCGGUCAGUUUGAUGAGAAUCUGGCUGCUAAAGUCUUCUGCUGUGCCUACAACCUGAAUAUGUAUGGCAGUAAGUACCAGUGGAUCAUCCCAGGAUGGUACCAGGGGAACUGGUGGGAACAGGCAAACUCCACAAACUGCACCACUAAGAAGCUUCUGACAGCCAUGGAGGGCUACAUCAGCGUGGAUUUUGAGCCUCUCAGUGCCAAACAGAUCAAAGGAAUAUCAGGAAGAACACCGCAGGAGUAUGAGAGGGAGUACAACCGCGAGCGAGAGCAGAAAGGAGUGGAGGCCAGCAAGUUCCACGGCUUUGCCUACGAUGGCAUCUGGGUGAUUGCGAAGACCCUCACGCGCGUCAUGGAGCUCCUCAGACACAAGGAGAGGCACGACACGUACCACAACUUCACGGUGGAUGACCGCGAGGUGGGCAAAAUGGUUCUGGACGUGAUGAAUGAAACCAACUUCUUUGGAGUGACGGGUCAGGUGAUGUUCAGGAACGGGGAACGCAUGGGAACCAUAAAAUUCACCCAGUUUCAAGAGGGUCAAGAGGUGAAGGUGGGCGAGUACAACGCCAUUGCAGAUGUACUGGACCUUAUCAACAACACCAUCAGGUUCCAAGGUGUUGAACCGCCGAAGGAUCGGACGUUUGUGCGUCUGCAGCGCCGGCAAAUAAAUGUCCCCCUCUACAGCAUCCUGUCUACCAUCACUAUCCUGGGCAUGCUCAUGGGAGGAGCCUUCCUAUUCUUUAACAUCAAAAACCGCAACCACAGGCUGAUCAAAAUGUCGAGUCCCUAUAUGAACAACCUGAUCAUUCUGGGGGGCAUGCUGUCAUACGCCUCCAUUUUCCUCUUUGGUCUGGACGGAUCCUUUGUGUCAGACAAGGAAUUUGAGACCCUCUGUACUGUCCGUACAUGGAUCCUUAUUGUGGGUUACACAACAGCGUUUGGUGCCAUGUUUGCAAAGACCUGGAGAGUGCACGCCAUCUUCAAGAAUGUAAAGAUGAAGAAGAAGAUUAUCAAGGACCAGAAGCUCUUUAUCAUCGUGGGUGGGAUGUUGCUGAUUGAUUUGUGCAUCCUCAUAUGCUGGCAGAUCGUGGAUCCCCUGAAGAGAACUGUGGAAGAGUACAGCUUGGAGGCGAAUCCUCAGGGACGAGACAUCGCAAUCCGGCCCUUCCUGGAGCACUGCGAGAACACGCACAUGACCAUUUGGCUAGGGAUUGUCUAUGCCUACAAAGGCCUCCUUAUGCUGUUUGGAUGUUUCUUGGCCUGGGAGACCAGAAACGUGAGCAUUCCAGCCCUGAACGACAGCAAGUACAUCGGCAUGAGUGUGUAUAAUGUGGGCAUCAUGUGUAUCAUCGGGGCAGCGGUGUCCUUCCUGACCCGGGAUCAGCCUAAUGUGCAGUUCUGCAUCGUGGCACUGGUUAUCAUCUUCUGCAGCACCAUCACGCUGUGUCUGGUUUUUGUGCCAAAAUUUGUCACAAUGCGUACAAACCCGGAUGCUGCCACACAGAACCGGAGGUUAAAGUUCACCCAGAACCAGAAGAAGGAAGAUUCCAAGACGUCCACCUCAGUAACCAGUGUUAACCAGGCAAACACUUCCCGUCUGGAUGGAUUACAGUCAGACAACCACCGCCUCCGAAUGAAAAUUACAGAGCUGGAUAAAGAACUGGAAGAGGUUACAAUGCAACUCCAGGACACUCCAGAAAAGACUCCAUACAUUAAACAAAACCACUACCAAGAUGUCAACAAUAUCCUGAGCAUACGCAACUUCACUGACGGCAAAGAUGGAGAGAAAUCUCUGAAGAACCACUUAGAGCAGAAACCCCAGGCUCAGUGGGGAUCCAUGGAUCCUUCUAGGAUAAGCAGAGGUCCACUAGAAGACAUCAACUCACCAGAACACAUACAGCGCAGGCUGUCCCUACAGCUGCCGAUCCUGCAUCACGCCUAUCUGCCCUCCAUAGGCGGGGUGGAUGCGAGCUGCAGCAGUCCCACAAGCAGCCCGGCCUCCAGCCCGCGCCACAGACACAUGCCUCCCUCCUACCGGGUGAUGGUGUCCGGCCUGUGAGUCCCGCCACCUGCCCUGCACUCCGAAGAAGCGAUCAGCUUUUUUAUUUUAAGACAGACUGAGCAAUAUCAGCAGUUAAACAAAAGCGUGUGAGCAACCCAGGGGGGUCCAACUCUUCAUGCAUUCGUGACCCCCCUCCCACCAUCCAUGGCCACAUCAGAGCAGAACUGAUCUUUCAGGCUAGGAGGGAGGUGACUGGAGGUCCUCACAUGGAAACCCAACCCAGACUUCCAUCCUCUCGGUCCCGUCACCUCCCGUUCCUAACUCGAUGGACUCAACGCCCCCCACCCCCCUAAACAGCAGUGCAGAUCAAUGGAGGACAGGAGCUGUAGCCUUACCUGGUAAAAAAAGAGACGCUUCCGCCAGCAGCCUUUCCACGUUAUCCGUGCACAUCGGUUCUGCUGGAACUUGCGGGAAAUGGGCAGUGUAUGUGACUGAGGACUCCACCUCUUUAUUCACCGUGUCAACAGCCAUGUAAAUACCAUAUUCGAACAUCAAAGUGAGCUUUGAAUAUGCUGUGAAAUGAAUUAUUCUGACGAGGCCUGGUGCUCGGAGAACUUUACAAACAGCCGACGAACCAGGAAGAGACACAUACGCCGUUGCAACCGGUAUGAAUUUGUUGUAUUGCUUCAGUGUCCCAAUGGUGUGAAAAAGUGGUUAAUGGUAAAUAAGACUAUUAGCGUCUCAAUUUUUUGCUAAAGACAACAAGGGAGUGUUUCAGGGUAACGCGAGCAAACUGUUCUUACCUGGAUAGACAUGUACCGCACAUUGUUUUUCUUUAAAAACAGCUAGCAUCAUGUAGGCCUAUCCUGGUAUCAGAGUAUCAAAAGUACUACUUUGAUUUAUCGCAAGUAAUGUCACGUUAGAGGUUGCGCAUGUGCAACCUCAAAGAGCCACAGGUCCAGCCGAAAGGGACGUAAGAGACAAAAGAGGGUCAGUCUUCCAUUACAGCCGAGCGAAUUGAUCCUGCAUAUUGGGACUGAAACACAUAGAUGCAGCCCUAUGCUUGGGAUGUACGAUAGCCGUCACGUGACCGCCUGUUACAGAACAAGAAGACUCACAAAUUGCGAUAAUAACAGGGAAGUGGUACACCAUGCAGAGCAAAACCAAAAUAUCCUCACAGAAAGCUGCGAGGUUACACAAAAGAAGCGGUCCACACAGCAAGACAGAAGAACGAUAUUGUAUUAAACAGCGGGACUGAAAAAUUAGCACAAGUGUAAUUAACUUAAUAAGAGCAAGUCAUGUAUGAACAAAGCCUCGUUUUGACUUUUCGUGCAGUCUCUCAGUUUACCCGCCCUCUAUUUCUUGUUUUUGUUGUUUUCUUUUGGUUGAUUAAAAACCCAACAUGUGUGAAGCCUCUACGGUUGUAGCUUGGGCUAAAAGGGCUCGGGUCGAGGGUGCGUGUGUUUGCCCGUUCCAAGGGAGAAAUGGCAGAAAGGUCCGCCCCAGUAUCAGAGUGACAUUGUGAAAUACAUCACCUAGCUCUUAGCAACAGUGAAAUUACCUCAUAGUUGCUAUAGAAAUCUUACCGUGUGCAGUGAACUUUGCACAAUGUCUUGCAGAGAUAGAGAGCAUCAGCUAGGGCUGGUGUCAUGCUACUUUUGUAAAUCUGGAAAUGUACUUCAAAAUAGGAAUUAUCGGAAAUAAGCUACGUAUCAUCCAUAUCAAAGGCAAGAGUUCGUUUCAGCUGAUAUCUCACCGUCGGUGUCUUGGUUUUAGUUUCUGUCAGAUUUGUUACUGUAACGUGUGUCUUACUGGAGCCUGAUGGACCGUAUUGUGUCAACCAGGUGACAAAAACAGUGACAGCACAUAUGAUCCAUAUGAAGCCAAUGCAUCAAGAAUUUCUUUAACUUGUGACUUCCUUCUGUAUGGCUGUUAUCUAGUGAUAACGUGACAUUCAUGGGUAUUUAUUGUCUCAACUAUUUGGGAAAGCAGAAGCAGAAACACAACAGAGGUGCGUUUGCUAACAGCAGUUGUCAUAGUACCUCACGCUCACUAAUGAGUCACGAUGACAAAGACCUUUAAAUACAACACCACAAACAGAUACGCAAAAAUCCCACAACGCCACGGGAGCUUGUCUAAGUAUGACGGCCACGACCUAGACUGACGUUUCUAAUGCACGAUGAGUUUCUCAGUACACAGAGGCGAUUGUCUACAUUUUGACUUGACUUUUGCAGCUUAUGACUAUGACUGAGUUUUCAUUCUGACUAUAAUCAGCUCUUAUUUCCAAGUUCAUUUCAACGUUGUUUAUUCUUCAAUGUCUUUAUGAUAUGUUGUUUGGCACAUUCAGCAGUCAGUAUCCCACAAUAUGAAACAUAUUUGGCACAUGUGAACACUAACAUCUAAUGUCCAAUAUUAGAGAGAAAAAAACAGCAGAAAAUGAUGUACAUUGGACAUUACAAAUCAAGAUAUUGAAUUUAUUUGCAUACUGACUUUAUUUGUUCAUCGUUUCUCAUUGCCCUUUAACCUCCUUUAAAAAUUGUUACAGUAAUAACCUACAAUAAUGUUCAUUGAUAUUUCAUUAACAGAUUAAUUCAUGUACUGACAUUAAUUGAUGAUCUGUUUCGUCUUGUAAUGUUCUUAAAAGAUUGUAACUUCUAAAAAUAUAUAUUAAAAUUUAUAUUUUUAUGGAGAGAUAGAGGGUAAUAAGCAACAAUGAAAAUGAAGUGUUAACAAUUCAGCUCAGAGAAUCAGUAGAAGUAAAAGGGCUAGCUCACAUUUACAUAUUGUAUUUCAUUUAAAAACCUUACAUACAGUAUAUGGCAUAUAGUUACAGUAUACGCUCAAUACAACCUUUCAAAAUGAAUUAAAUAAAACCAUAAUUUCAUACAACUUAAUGUCAUAAAAUAGGCAGUUACUGAAAUCCACUGAUCCUAUUUUAUCUUCAGGCUGCUGGUUACUGAGGUUUUAAACACUGGUUUUAAACUUCCAGGCAUAAAUAGGAACUUUGGUAUUCAAAUGAAAAAAAAAAAAAUCAUCAUCCAAAGGAGCAACUCAAAUAUCUAUUUUAAAUAAAUGUCUUUUAGACUGAGUUUGAGUGAAUGGGAUGUUUACAAGUUAUCUGCUCAAGGAGAGGGCAUGAUUCAUUACUCCACAUUUAAAUCAUAACGAUGACCAUAAUAUAAAUUAGUCCAGGCUACAGAGGCCUAAUGAAAUGUAAUUAUUAACAAGAGAUUAUCAAAAUUUUAUUCAGAGUAAUCAUACGGUAAAGUAUGUAUACAGAAUGUAUGAGAUUUAUUAAAAAAAUAAUUUAUUUUUUAAUCUUUCAUGCAUGGCAUCCUAUGCAUACAUUAUAGAUUUAAUUUUGCAAAUAAUUUUACUCAAUCAUUUCUGACAAAUGCACAACAUAAUUAUAAAAGUGGCAAUAAUAAGCUCAUUCAAACUGUAUAGAUAAGUAUAUUUACAGUAUGUUCUUGAUGGUGCAUUAAGCUGGAAGGAAGAAUCAUAUCCUAAAUAUGUUUUACACUACCUGUACUUUUGGUGUAUAGCUAUGACACUAAUGUUGACAUUGCACAGGAAUUCAUCUGUCAUGGGGAUCAUGCUUCUCAGUACAAUCCUAACUACUGUCUUACACUUUGAAGUGUAUUAAAAACAAACAUGAAGACAUUCAGAGUGCACCAUGCACCACAAACUGUUCUUUUAAAAAUGGAAAGGUAAACUCUGGUCUGUCUGCAGUAUGUAUUCAUGUCAUUACCGUUAUGGGAAAAGUGAAUUUGUGACGUAGUCUCAUUUUAAGGAAAUCACUAGAAAAACACAAAAACUGAAUAAAGACCAAGGUAGUGCUUUAUAUGAGUUCUAUUUGGACAUGUUCUAUACUGUGGAUUCAAAUCACUGUGUGUGUGCAUGUGUUUGUGAAUCAAGUGAAACACAAGGUUAACCCGCUAACACAUUGCUUUUGAAAAUGUAUCAUGGUCUGUGGAAUGCACAUCUGGUUGUUUAGGACCGUCUUGGCAAUAACCUUGGAAAUGAAGGCGAGAGCUGAUUUGUUGGACAUUUAAAUGUUAACUACGAAACUGAAAUGAUCUAAAUGUUGUGUUCUUCUAAAGCAAGAAAACACUCAUUUGUGCAAAGAGAUUCAGGAAUUCAGUCUACAAGAUUCGAGAAAAUUGUUGGACUGGACUCCAUGCGUAUUCCGGUGUGAACUGGUCUAUCUUUGCAUCAUAUAACAAACAAUAGCAAGGCCUUGUCAUCACCCCAGGAGAAUGAACAACCACUUCUAAUGUAUAUAAUGUAAACAACUUAUUUUUUUCUGUAGAGGUAUAAUACAAUGAUAGUGGGGGAUGUUACAAAUGACGUUAAAAAGACAGAAUGUUAGCAGUGAGCGUGUAUGUCUGUUUGCCACUGUGUGAAAACGUGCUGUCUACAAGUUUACACAUCGCUAUACAAACUAUUUAUUCUGUGCUGGAAGACUUAUCGCUCUUUUUUUGUUUUGGUCUUUUUGCUUCAUUUUAAUUUUUUAUUUGUCAUCUCUUUUGAGUUCACAAAACUCGUCACUGCCCAUCAAAAAAAAAAAAAAGAGGAACUCCACAACUAUGUUUUGUUUUUCUAUACAGUGCUUUUUGGAAGUGUACACUUGUGUGCUCCACUGCUGUACCGUCCCGUGUGUUUGCACUGGCACACACACAGACACACAGGAGCUCUUGAACAAAUCAAAGUGGAUGUGUUCAUUUCAUAUUUCUUGUACCCUUAAACUGCAUGGAAAUCAUAACAUUUUUAAUAAAUUAUUGCAAAAAAUGUUUUAUUAAUAAAAUAAUUAAAAUUA
Messenger RNA from Onychostoma macrolepis, 8074 nucleotides. It is a transcript of the gene gabbr2, whose product is annotated as gamma-aminobutyric acid (GABA) B receptor, 2. Gene Ontology annotation, cellular component: membrane; G protein-coupled receptor heterodimeric complex. Gene Ontology annotation, biological process: G protein-coupled receptor signaling pathway; gamma-aminobutyric acid signaling pathway. The coding region runs from base 505 to 3312 and encodes 935 amino acids. Lineage: Eukaryota; Metazoa; Chordata; Actinopteri; Cypriniformes; Cyprinidae. The record is from RefSeq and is a predicted model, not a curated record. Gene Ontology annotation, molecular function: G protein-coupled GABA receptor activity. The transcript is spliced from 19 exons.